AUGAUAGCUUAUACUUUACAAAAGAAUAGAAGAAAGAGAGAUACAGAAACCAGAAGUUCACCCAUAGUAACAAGAGAAGUGUGUCUUCACACGACCUACGAUGUCGAUGAAGCAAUUUUUGUAUUUGACUUUGCGAUCCUGUUCGCAGCUUUCAUUUGCGAUUUCUUCGAACUCAAUUUCAUGUGGAGCCUCAGUGAUGGUUUGAGCACACCUACAUUCCCACUCGCAAAAAUUGAACCUUACCGUAGCCUUCAGGAACAUUAUUCAAGCAAUCAUAAUUAUAUUCUUGGAGGAGAUAUUCGCAGUCGUCUUCGUUAUUACUUGGAUCCGAUUGAGGAUCUUCACAUGAUACUAAGCAAGCCACGUAUAGAGAAACCAGAAAUAUGA
Messenger RNA from Clunio marinus, 387 nucleotides. The record is from the annotation of a GenBank genome assembly. Lineage: Eukaryota; Metazoa; Arthropoda; Insecta; Diptera; Chironomidae.